This is a messenger RNA of Molossus molossus (Pallas's mastiff bat), 2266 nucleotides long. RefSeq names its product lysosomal protein transmembrane 5 (gene LAPTM5). The record is from RefSeq and is a predicted model, not a curated record. The coding region runs from base 23 to 895 and encodes 290 amino acids. Lineage: Eukaryota; Metazoa; Chordata; Mammalia; Chiroptera; Molossidae. The transcript has 8 exons. Gene Ontology annotation, cellular component: lysosomal membrane.
CCUCCCCCCCUCCACAACGGUCAUGCCAUACCCAGCCCCCCAGGCCUGGGCACCUUCCUCCCAGGCUGACUCAUGGCCUGUGGUUAACAGUUCUCUCAUGGGCCUGGAAGGGCUUCCUCCAAAUCCGCCUCGACCGAAUGCUGCGCUGGGCUGCUCUGACCCUUCGACCUGCUGCACCUGCUCCCUGCCGCAGAUCAUGAGUGUCUUGCUGUUCAUCGAGCACUCCGUGGAGGUGGCCCACGGCAAAGCCUCUUGCCGAUUCUCCCAGACAGGCUACCUCAGGAUUGCCGACCUGAUCUCCAGCUUCCUGCUCAUCGCCAUGCUCUUUGUCAUCAGUGUGAGCCUGCUGGUCGGCGUGGUCAAGAACAGGGAGAAGUACCUGCUGCCCUUCAUGUCCCUGCAAAUCAUGGACUACCUGCUGUGUCUGUUCACCUUGCUGGGCUCCUACGUGGAGCUGCCUGCCUACCUCAAGUUCAUCUCCCGGAGUCGGUCUCACCCCUCCAAGGUCCCACUGUUGACCCUGCAGCUGCUGGACUUCUGCCUGAGCAUCCUGACCCUCUGCAGCUCCUACAUGGAAGUGCCCACCUAUCUCAACUUCAAGUCCAUGAACCACAUGAAUUACCUCCCCAGCCAGGAGGGAAUGGCGUAUAAUCAGUUUGUCAAGAUGAUGAUCAUCUUCUCCGUCGCCUUUAUCACCGUCCUCAUCCUGAAGGUCUACAUGUUCAAGUGUGUGUGGAGAUGCUACAGACUCAUCAAGUACAUGAACUCAGCCACGGAGAAGAGCAGCUCCAAGAUGCUGCCGAAGGUGGUCCUGCCAUCCUACGAGGAAGCUGUGUCUCUGCCAACCAAGACUCCGGAAGUGGGCCCAGCGCCUCCCCCAUACUCUGAGGUGUGACAGCACCAGGCCCCAGCGCUGGUGCUGGGGGGCGGCAGAGCUGCCUCGCAAUCUACUUCUUUGCUUUGGUGGCCCCUGUGGCCUGGGUGGGCCACCCAGCCGACUUCAGGACAAUCUGCUUGUGUACCCCUCGCUGGCCUGCUUUUCCCGUGGGGCCUGGGAGAUGCUUACAGUUGGGUCAACCCUUUAGGCUAAAUGACUCCCUGGGUCUCUCAAAGGUUCAGUUCAACAUGUGGCUUAUUUUGAUCAGCUCUGACAUUUGUUUAAACAAUUGGUCAUUCUAAAUUCAUUGAGUUUGGUUAAAAAAUUACAGAUUGACCAGUUUAACCAAGUGGCUGACAAAUAAAAAAGAACACACUUGUCAGUUCAGUAAAAUAACUUGGUCAAACUCCAAUGGGUCAUUGCACUGGUUUAUAAAUUCACAGAGUAAUUUAGUGAAGUAAUUAUCAAUUAGUCCUCCCCACCAAAUCCAUAUGUUCAAUUUCUCCAAGUCGCUUGCUUAAAUAAUUAUCAAGUCAGCCAACCCAGUUUGCUUAGAAUAGGGAUUAAAUUCAGUAAUUAAAAAAAACUAGAUUAUGCCCCAAACCAUGCAAUUCAAUCCAAUCCAAUAACUGGCUGCCCACUCUGGUCAAUUUAGAACUUCUCAGUGGCUGAAUAAUUGGUAAUUCAAAUGAAAACUCAUUGAGACGUAGCCAAACCAUCAUUCAACAGCUAGUUCCAGGAACUAACAGUAGUUUUAAUCAUCACACAGUUCCUUUGGACACACAUUGUUUGGCUUAAGAGUUGUCAUCGUCAGUGAUCAGCCACAUGUGGUUGAAACAUCCACGUGUGGUCAGAGCAGUCACAGCAGUAGACUUCGUGCAAUGGGUCCCUCAACUACGGUCAUCUCAAGUAACGGGUCAUCAGUCCAUUCCACCACGCCGUUCAGCCAUCGCCAAUUUGGUUGUAAGUGACCCGGUUCUGCCCGAUGCUUGUGGUCAAGCAGAAAUUCAGCCUUGAAAUCAGGCAAAUCUAUUUGUUGGACUAAAUCCACAGGUUAAUUCAGUCAAAACAGGCACACCUUUUGUGGGUGCAAACCUUGCCACGGGGGCUGGUGGUGUUGGUGCCGUAGGGAAGAUUUUGGUCCCAACACCCCCUCUUUUGCUUGCUUCCCUGAGGAUUGGGGUUCCUGAGGCAGCUGACCCAAAGGUGGCAAUAGGGCCACGGAGGCAGGCUCUCUGGGAGUCUAUUAGGGGGUACAGAGGGAGAGGGCUCUGCAAGAGGCUCCCCGCCAACACCCGCUCACAAAAUUGCUUUGUGUUUGACGGGGAAGAUGUUUCAAUAAAGCAGCAACAUGCUUCUCUCUGGCUGAUGUGGUUCCUCGACUAUGGA